UGGGAGCGGGUACCUGUCAAAUUCGGGUACCUGCUCCCACUUCCGCUGAGAUUGCCUAGGAAGCAGAAGUUGUCCUCCCCCCCCCCCCCGUAGUCUUUUGGGACAUGUGACAGGUCCCAGAAGACUACAGGACCAUUCACAAUGCGCAGCGCUACUCAUGCAUGCACAGUGGGCAUCUGUCUGUGAAGCUGCAAGCUGUCACAGCCUGGUGCCCCCACUUAAGAUGCGGGCACUGGGGAGCAAGGAUGGCAGGAGAAAGCAGCUGCGGUGAGUACACC
Messenger RNA from Staurois parvus, 278 nucleotides. The record is from the annotation of a GenBank genome assembly. NCBI's taxonomy places the organism in Eukaryota, Metazoa, Chordata, Amphibia, Anura, Ranidae.